Messenger RNA from Chelonoidis abingdonii (Abingdon island giant tortoise), 2307 nucleotides. NCBI's taxonomy places the organism in Eukaryota, Metazoa, Chordata, Testudines, Testudinidae. The record is from RefSeq and is a predicted model, not a curated record.
AUGCUGGCUGGACUCAUCUCCACCCUGCUCCUGUGCCUGGCGACCCCCAGCUGGCAGCAGCCCCCACAGAUUCAGGUGCGGCUGGUGGGGUCCAGGAACCACGCCGGCGAGGGGCGGCUGGAGGUGCUGUACGACGGGCAGUGGGGGACCGUGUGCGACGACGACUUCGACAUCCACGUGGCCAGCGUGGCCUGCAGGCAGCUGGGCUUUGAGUCGGCCGUGACGUGGGCCCACAGCGCCAAGUAUGGCCAAGGGGAAGGCCCCAUCUGGCUGGAUAACCUGCGCUGCGCCGGCACCGAGCGCUCCCUGGCCGAGUGCGACUCCAACGGCUGGGGCGUCAGUGACUGCCACCAUGGAGAGGACGCCGGCGUCGUGUGCUCGGCCCGGCACCCCCCGGGCCCUCGCGCUCUGGGCCCAGCCCCCAGCCUGCAGGGAAGGAAGCUGGAGGAGGUGCGGCUCAAGCCAGUCCUGGCCUGGGCGAAGCUGAGCGUGCCCGUCAGUGAGGGUGUGGUGGAGGUGAAGCACGAGGGGCGCUGGAGGCAGGUGUGCGACGCUGGCUGGACCAGGAACAACAGCCGCGUGGUGUGCGGGAUGCUGGGCUUCCCCCGGGAAAAGCGGCUCAACCCCAGCUUCUACAGGAAGCUCUGGAACCUGAAGUUGAAUGAUCCCAAAUCCAGCCUGAGGAGCCUCAGCCAGAAGAACGCGUUCUGGAUCCACCGGGUCAGCUGCCUGGGCACAGAACCCCACCUGUCCCACUGCCCGGUGCAGGUGUCCCCUGCCGCCCGGCGCCGGUCUGCCUGCACCCAUGGCAUGCACGCCGUCAUCAGCUGCGUCCCGGGCCCUGAGUUCCAGAAAGCCAAGGCCAAGCCAUUCCGCAAGGGCCUGCGGGCAGAGGGGCCCCAGGUGCGUCUCCGGGCUGGUGCCCAGGUGGGCGAGGGCCGGGUGGAGGUGCUGCGGCACGGCCAGUGGGGCACCGUGUGCGACGAGAAGUGGGACCUGCUCGCCGCUAGUGUGGUGUGUCGGCAGCUGGGCUACGGGACGGCCAGGCAGGCUCUGGCGGGGGCCCAGCUGGGCCAGGGCCUGGGCCCCAUCCACAUGACCAAGGUUCAGUGCACAGGCUACGAGCGCUUGCUCCACGAAUGCAGCUUCCAGGAGGCGGCGCAGAGCGGCUGCCGGCAUGAGGCUGAUGCUGCUGUCCGGUGCAACGUGCCCCAUAUGGACUACCAGAGCCAGGUGCGCCUGGCAGGGGGCCGCAGCCCCGAGGAGGGUGUGCUGGAAGUGCUGGUGCCGGUGGGGGGCGCCCUGAAGUGGGGCGCCGUGUGCGGCGAACGGUGGGGGCUGAACGAGGCCAUGGUGGUCUGUAGGCAGCUGGGGCUAGGCUUCGCCAGCCAUGCCCUCCAGGAGACCUGGUACUGGCAGGGCAGCCUAGAGGCGGGCGAGGUGGUGAUGAGUGGCGUGCACUGCAUGGGCACCGAGCUCAGCAUCCAGCAAUGCCAGCGCCACGGCCCCGUGCAUUGCCCGGCCGGCGGUGGGCGCUUCUCUGCUGGGGUCAGCUGCACCGACACGGCCCCGGACCUGGUGCUGGACGCGCAGCUGGUGCAGGAGACGGGCUAUCUGGAGGAGCGGCCGCUCGCCAUGCUGUACUGCGCCCACGAGGAGCGCUGCCUCUCGCGCUCGGCCGACCACGCCAACUGGCCCGAUGGGUACCGGCGCCUGCUGCGCUUCUCCUCCCGGAUCCACAACCUGGGCCGAGCCGACUUCCGGCCCCAGACCGGCCGCCAUGCCUGGGUCUGGCACCAGUGCCACAGGCACUACCACAGCAUCGAGGUCUUCACCCACUACGACCUGCUGACACUCAACGGCUCCAGGGUGGCCGAAGGGCACAAGGCCAGCUUCUGCCUCGAGGAUACCAACUGCCCCCCAGGGCCUGCAGCGGCGCUUCGACUGGUGCCAAACUGGUCGGGGGCGGGCGUGAGUGCUGUUGGUUGCCUCCCCGCGCCCACCAGGUGCCUGCUCCGGGCUUACGAGGCAGGGCGUCUCAGCAGGUCCUGUGCUCCCCCGUGCUCCGACACCCCCAACGUGCCUAGCUCCGAUGGGCCAGGGGUUCCGCGGCUCCUGUUGGCUAAGCGCCCCCCACCACCCAUGCUGCUCUGGGGCCAGGCGGACUUCUCCAGCAGGGCUGGUGCGCGCCUGUCCGGGAACCAGGCAGCGGCAACGCGGCAGCUCGCGUGUUCGGCAGCACAGGCGUCAUCCCAGUCUGGGCGGAGGGAUUUUUACUUGGCCCAUGCCCCGCCGCCUUCCACGUGA